AUGGGAAACAUCCCUGUCGAUAGAGAAGUCACCGAUCAUCUAAGUGAGGCAGGAGGGAUCAAGCUGAUGUCAACUAAAGUGGAUGAGGAGGAACACAGUUUCGAACUGCAUAUGCCCUUCAUCUAUAAGAUGAGUACUGCCAAUGGCACAAGGCCUCCCACUCCAGUGGUGCCCAUCAUGGUUGGUGACACUGACGCUACUUUCGAUAACAAACUGGCUUCGCUUUUGGCUCCCUAUUUUGCGGAUAAGAGCAAUGCAUUUGUAGUUAGUACUGACUUUUGUCACUGGGGUCUCCGAUUUGGCUACACCGCUUAUACAGACUCUAAGGCAGUCGUAGAUAUUAGAAACUUGGGUAGGAUAUCAAAGACCGCUCCAGGAGUUCCGAUUUUUAGAUCCAUAGAGUACCUGGAUAGACUCGGGAUGAAAGUUGCUUCACUGGGUUCUUAUACUAAAUGGACAGAAUAUCUAGACCGUACUGAUAACACUAUUUGUGGUCGAACGCCUUUAGGAAUAGUUUUAAGAACCAUUGAAAAAGUUGACGAGCAGGACAGAAAUGAAGAUUAUGGGUUUCUUAAAUGGAUUGGGUAUGCCCAGUCAAGUCGUGUUACCGACAUCUCUGAUAGCAGUGUCAGUUAUGCUAGUGGAUACGCUGUUUGUUGA
This is a messenger RNA of Sugiyamaella lignohabitans, 660 nucleotides long. It is a transcript of the gene MHO1, whose product is annotated as Mho1p. Bases 1 to 660 code for a protein of 219 amino acids. The record is from RefSeq and is a predicted model, not a curated record. NCBI's taxonomy places the organism in Eukaryota, Fungi, Ascomycota, Dipodascomycetes, Dipodascales, Trichomonascaceae. The transcript has a single exon.